This is a messenger RNA of Colletotrichum phormii, 1671 nucleotides long. RefSeq lists its product as uncharacterized. The transcript is spliced from 5 exons. The record is from RefSeq and is a predicted model, not a curated record. NCBI's taxonomy places the organism in Eukaryota, Fungi, Ascomycota, Sordariomycetes, Glomerellales, Glomerellaceae. The coding region runs from base 1 to 1671 and encodes 556 amino acids.
AUGCCACCGUUUUCACCUGCCCCUCUAUUGCGUGCCAUCAUCAGCCAACGGGCCACAGAUCAGCUCACCCCGUCUUGCGGAUCGUCUCCAGAUUGCAUAGAGGUUUUCUGCGGAUGGCCAGUAUCAGGGCAAUAUGGGUUUGGCCAACGAAUCCUAUAUUACAUUCUUCUGGCAGUAUGUGUACUAGCCCGGGGAGAGAAAUGGAUCAGAGAUGUCUGCAUAGCAGCGGCGUUGAUCUUACCGGCCGUGGCUGCGGUUCACGGUAUCGUCCUUGCUGCCCUCCACGUGGAUGACGCUGCCGAUAUGGAUAUUUACGGAGCACUUCAAUUUUGCUCUAUAGGCAUCCUCGCAGUUCCAUUGACGGUCAAAAAGUCCGAGACGUACUUCCACGAAAAGGGACGCAAUACUGUCUUUGUUUGGACGAGUCUACUGCUGGCAGGCCUCGUGAGCUUGGCUGUCGAAUUCUACCGAUCCAAUUCCAUUCCCUGCUAUCAGGAUAAUAAUGGUAACCCAAUAUCGUCGGACCCAAGAAAGUUCCCGUACGGAGAUAGUCCAUUAUGCGGCAUUACCUGUUCCCAGACGGACGGUCCGUUCUCACGCCUGCGGCAAAAGGCUGCCAGUGAGAUAUUCGUGGUGCCGAGACCAAACGAGCUUCGGUUCGGAAAUGCGAUGUUCCUCGCGGUGGCAUGCUGCGUUCCAGCCAUCAUCUCGCUCAUCUCUAUGAGGAACAAGAUUGUCAUCACCGAUUGGAUCAAGAAGCAGAAUGGGCCACAGAAGGAAAAGGAAAACGAGUCCGAGGAGUCCAAGGACCUACACGGAACCGUAAGCGGGUUCCUGAGUCUGAUCGAGAUCUUUGUUUUUGGCGGCGCUGCGUUGGCCAUCCUCAUUCUCGGAGAGAUCAACCUCUGGAGUCCACAGAUGGAUUAUCACACUGAGCCAUUCGGAAGUGUUGGCCAGUGGGGUACCAUUGUUGCAACGGGGCUAGCAAUCGUAGGAUCAUUCCUCAUUUACCUACUCGACGGUAUCAACGAGGCCCCGAAAGACCCGCUUAGCCUCUGUGGCUGCGAGCAUUGCCAUUUGAUCUAUAAUCGGUCUCGAGAGGUGGACACAGAGUCUUUCCGAGAAAGCGAAGACGGGCAUGCAGACCACGUUGAGCAUGGCUUCCCCCAACUCACGAGCACAUCCACACGUGGGACUCAGGCGACGAAGCAAGGCCAGGGACAUAGAAGAAAGGUCUCGGCCGGCUUGGUCAAGGUCGGGAAAUGGUUUGGCAGCACCACAGAAGAUCCAUUCGGAGCCCCGGACUACAGAGAAGGGAAGUGGCCAGAAGUUCCCGGAGAGCGAUUCAGGAGUUCCACCCUGAGAGAUACGGCUGAACAGUAUAGUACAUACCGGGAACAUGAGCCACAGGAGCCAGUAUCCCCAGGACACCACUCAGGAAGCGAAGGCGGGCCCUCGACGUCCCGACCAGUAUCACCCAUAUCACAGGAAUCGCCAUUGUCACCUCCGCCACGGAGCAGAUCUAGGCCACGGAACAACUCGAAGCCUGUUUAUUCGCGAUCGCCGUCGCGGCAGCGACAGGGCCCACCUUCUUCUCCCACUGGGUCACCCGAGCCUCGGCAAACUCGACGCCGGCAGACUCUCGAGGUCCCAGGUCAACGUCGUUUCUGA